GUUCCCAUCGGAUUCUGCAGAAACUCAUGUGGUUCCUCCCGGCCACAGCCAAAAUGGUGAAGCUGAUCGAGAGCAAGGAAGCCUUUCAGGAGGCCCUGGCGGCUGCGGGAGACAAGCUCGUAGUUGUGGACUUCUCGGCCACGUGGUGUGGACCUUGUAAAAUGAUCAAGCCUUUCUUUCAUUCCCUGUCUGAAAAGUAUUCCAGUGUGGUGCUCCUUGAAAUAGAUGUGGUUGACUGCCAGGAUGCUGCUGCAGAGUGUGAAGUCAAAUGCAUGCCGACCUUCCAGUUUUACAAAAAGGGUCAAAAGGUGGGUGAAUUCUCUGGUGCGAACAAGGAAAAGCUUGAAGCCUCCAUUACUGAAUUGUUGCGUAAUCAUGCCCUGAGAAACAUAAUCAGCCAGGAGCUGUUUAAAACCUGUAACUUUUUUAAUUUUCAAAAUAUGAAGUGUGGAGAGUCUAUCCCCAACUGCCAUCUGAUUAUAAAUGAGGAUAAAGUAUUAAUUCUACCCUUUUUAAAACCGUCUGGAGUCUUAAUAUAAAUGAGAGAUAGCCUG
Chionomys nivalis (European snow vole) is the source of this 554-nucleotide messenger RNA. Its product is annotated as thioredoxin-like. The transcript has a single exon. The coding region runs from base 27 to 539 and encodes 170 amino acids. Lineage: Eukaryota; Metazoa; Chordata; Mammalia; Rodentia; Cricetidae. The record is from RefSeq and is a predicted model, not a curated record.